Molecule: messenger RNA, 1434 nt
Organism: Aureobasidium melanogenum CBS 110374
Lineage: Eukaryota; Fungi; Ascomycota; Dothideomycetes; Dothideales; Saccotheciaceae
Product: acid protease
Exons: 2
Coding region: 1-1434 (477 amino acids)
Biological process (GO): proteolysis
Cellular component (GO): fungal-type vacuole
Molecular function (GO): aspartic-type endopeptidase activity
Source: RefSeq, a predicted model, not a curated record
AUGCGUUUCAUCGAAGCUGCAGUUCUCGCAGCUCUUACUGUCCCUAUAGCCGCUCGAGACAAUUUUGACUUCAGAGUCAAUCAACCACGUCGAUUAGUUGCUGUUCAAAAACCGAGUCCAAACAGAGUUACUGGACAUACUAUCCCUCUUGCACGAGCGAAUGCAAAGACAAAUUCUUUGAGCGCUGGUUACCUUCAAGCCAUCAGAUCUGGCAGACAUGUAGAUGGUGUUUUUUCUCGGCUUCAGAAUGGAACAACAGACCUUCUCUCGGUGGGUGCGGGAAGUGUCUUCCUUGCAUCUCUUGGUGCAGGUGGCGAGACUUUUGAAGUAGUCAUCGAUACUGGAAGCAGCGACACUUGGCUUGUCAACAGCCAAUUCACCUGCGUCGACCCAUCCGAUUCUGAAGUGAUUGACGAAGCAGAAUGUGCUUUUGGACCUACCUACUCCUUGUCAUCCACAGCUCAGCAGGUCCCCAAUCGCAACUUCAACAUUUCGUAUGCUGAUGGAGAACGCCUCAAUGGCGAAAUCAUUACCGAGGACUUGACAUUUGCUGGUCUUACAGUUGAGAAUCAAACCAUGGGUCUCGUUACUGUGGCUGGCUGGUACGGCGAUGGCACAUCUUCUGGAUUGGUCGGCCUCGCCUAUGCAUCUUUGACAAAUCAAUACAGUGGCAGUGACCCAGCUCAAGACAUUCCAGGAUUUAACAUUCCUUACAAUCCUCUUCUCACAAGUAUGUUUGUCCAGAACAUCACCGCUCCAAUCUUCAGCAUCGCUCUUGACCGCGACGUUACUCAGAGCGCCCAAUCAGCUGGUGGUGUCCUAGCUGUCGGAGGUAUCCCCAAUAUCCCACACGGAAAGUCCUGGGCUGUGGCGAAUAUCUCUGUUGUCAGUAUCGAUUCAUCGACAGGUCCAACUGAGGAGUAUCAAUUCUACUCUAUCGAGGUAGAUGGCUGGGCUGUGAGCAAAAACUGGAACGCAAGUUUCGACGUGGCAAUGACUGGAAACCCGAAAAAGACACCUUUGAUUGGCGCCCCUACCUAUAAUACCAUCGUUGAUUCAGGAACGAGUUUGAUAUAUGCGCCUACCGAUGUUGUUAGUGCCCUUGCUGCGGCGUUCAGUCCCCCUGCUGUUUUGAGCUCGUCGUAUGGCUUGUACACAGUUGCUUGCAAUGCUACUGUACCUCUUUUCGGCGUCACCAUCUCGAAGAAAGUCUUUUACAUCAACCCUCUCGAUUUGAUCAUUGAUACUGGAGCGGGCUUCUGUGUUACCGGUGUGCAAGAUAACGGUGGAGGCAUGACUAUCAUUGGAGACACAUUCAUGAGAAACGUCCUCACUGUGUUUGACGUGGGAGCAGCACAAGUCCGUUUCUCGGCUCGGGAAUGUCAGUUGAGCAAUGGCACAAUCACUCUUGGAGGCAAAGCUGACUAUUUCUGA